AGGGAAAAAAAAAAAAUUGAGGGGGUUAGGGUUUAACAGCUAUGAAGGGCAGCAGCACUAGCGGUAGUCGGAUUGCUCGAAAAUUCCAGUCGAGUUCCACCCAAGAUGAAGAGAUGUCCUUGAACAUUAUAGGAACAGUCUUUAAGCUCAAGAGCUCUGCAACCAUAAAAGAUCUCAAGACAAUGUUAUGUAACAAGUAUGGAUUUCCUGAGAAUCAUCUGGAGUUCUUCUUGGCUGGUCAGCCUCUCUUGGACUUCCAAAGGGUAGUUGACUGUGGAUUUCUUGAGUGCGCUGUUGAUCUUGUUUUCAAGAAUAUUGUGGGAAUGAAAUUAUUUGUCAAACUACCAUCUAGUACCAUUGAGAUUGAGGGAAAAGCAGAAGAUACCAUCCAAAAAGUGAAAGCAAUGAUUCAGGCUAAGGAGAAGAUUCAACCCGACCAAUACACACUCGUCUAUGAUGGAAAGUUCCUUGAGGAGGACAUGACACUGGCCUCACUUCGUAUGAAGAAUGAGUCAACUCUUCAUAUUAUUUUUAAUCCAAGAGAUGUGAUGUCAGUUUUUGUGAAAACACCAGGUGGGAAGAUUGUGGAAUUUGAAGUUAAGGUCUUGUACACUGUCAGCGAUGUCAAGCAGAUUGUUGAGAGCUUUAUAGGAUGUUCUGUUGUUCAUUAUAGUUUGUUUUAUGAAGGAAAUGAGCUGCAAGAUUUCAAGACCUUGGCUUUCUACAACAUUAAAGAAAAUUCCACUCUAGAGGUGAAGCCUUCUGGGAUUCAGAUAUUUGUCAAGACAUGGAGUGGAAAAACCAUUACACUUGAUGUGACACGAUCAAAUACUGUAAGAGAGGUGAAGGAGAAGAUAUUUUGUAAGGUUAGAGUGCCAGUUAUUCGUCAGCGUAUUGUAUUUUCUGGAAAACGCCUUGAAGAUAAAUGCUCUCUUGCAAGUUACAACAUUCAGAAACAGUCGACUCUCUACAUGGUAUAAGGCUUGGUGAAACAAAUUAUGAUGAAUUCCUGCUCUUUUGGGUUUGAUAAAGAUGUAGCACUUGUAAAUUUCUGUAUAGAACAAAGUCUGUGUGCAAAACACAAUAGAUUUACUUUUGCAAUUGAGUUCCUCUAUUUUAAGA
Molecule: messenger RNA, 1122 nt
Organism: Rosa chinensis
Lineage: Eukaryota; Viridiplantae; Streptophyta; Magnoliopsida; Rosales; Rosaceae
Product: polyubiquitin 11
Exons: 2
Coding region: 42-980 (312 amino acids)
Biological process (GO): modification-dependent protein catabolic process; protein ubiquitination
Cellular component (GO): cytoplasm; nucleus
Molecular function (GO): protein tag activity; ubiquitin protein ligase binding
Source: RefSeq, a predicted model, not a curated record